Pieris napi is the source of this 4755-nucleotide messenger RNA. RefSeq names its product ubiquitin carboxyl-terminal hydrolase 36 (gene scny). The coding region runs from base 234 to 2804 and encodes 856 amino acids. Gene Ontology annotation, biological process: regulation of apoptotic process; protein deubiquitination. The transcript has 11 exons. Gene Ontology annotation, cellular component: cytosol; nucleus. The record is from RefSeq and is a predicted model, not a curated record. Lineage: Eukaryota; Metazoa; Arthropoda; Insecta; Lepidoptera; Pieridae. Gene Ontology annotation, molecular function: cysteine-type endopeptidase activity; cysteine-type deubiquitinase activity.
AUUCUGUGAAGCGGUGCGUUUUUCCUUUUCCGUGUUGAAUGUGAUUGUGAUUUCUUGAAUCGUGAUAUGAUUUGUGAAAUGACGAUUUUAGAACAACUCACAUGCGUGUUGAAAUAGUUUUUCAGUUUUAAUGUAUUCGAGACAAAAUUAUUGGACUAGUAAGAAUAGCAGAAGCUAUGUGUCAAAUCGAAAUUUGAUUGUAAUUUAAAGAUAAAGUGAAUUUUGGAGGUAAAAUGCCCGCUUCCAUUUGUGACCCUGUAUCAAACGCAUUGCGUUUGUCUCUUACGGCUGAUGAAUCACAAACUUCAACAUUAUUGGAUAGCAGAUUAUAUUCAUCAGCCAAAAAUGUGCUUCUGUCGAAGAUAGAAUUUGAAGAAUCUGGUGAUUAUCAAAGCAACGUUCUUGAUGGACUUAAAUCAAAAUACGUGGUUAUUCGACCUAAAAAACCUGUCUUGGAGUCAAAAAUCUUUAAAAAGGAUGUCACUACAAGCGGACAGAGUAAUGAUCACACGAAAAAUGGAGAUGAUGGGCUACCAAGACCCAAGAAGAUUUUGUUUCCUGUGGAAAAAGUGCAAUUAGGCUGGCAAGGACCUUGGUCUGCAGGGUCAGGAAUGCAAAAUGUUGGCAACACAUGUUACCUUAACUCUACCCUUCAAGCACUCUUUCAUGUACCUGCUUUUGCCAACUGGCUAGUAUCAGAAUCAUCACAUUCUGAAAAAUGUAAUCAACAAGAGGCAUGUGUCAUAUGUGGCAUGAGAGCAACAUUGAUGGCAACUCAAAAGAGUGGUGGCUCUCCAAUUAAACCAUGGCAAGUCUACUCGAAGUUGAGACUCAUCUGUAGACACCUAACACCAGGACGGCAAGAAGAUGCCCAUGAGUUUCUAAGAUACCUUGUUGAAGCAAUGGAAAAGUGUUAUAUAUCCAAUUUUAUAAAUUCAGACAAGUUGGAUCAAUAUAGUAAAGAGACUACUCCAUUAAAUCAAAUCCUCGGAGGGUAUUUGAGAUCAACUGUACGUUGUCUUGCUUGCCACCACUUAUCUACUACAUACCAGCAUUUUCAGGAUCUUCUAGUGGAUAUCAGGAAACAUUCAACAUUAGAUGAAGCAUUGGAUUCAUUCUUCUCAAGAGAAAGAUUGGAAGAUCUGGGUUAUAAAUGUGAAGCAUGUAAUAAAAAGGUAUCAGCAACAAAACAAUUCUUCGUUGAAAGAGCUCCGAUGGUUCUAUGUAUUGCAUUGAAACGGUUCUCACUCGCUGGAGGGAAGUUAUCUAAACAUGUCCAAUUUAGAAAGAAAAUUACUCUUUCCAAGUAUAUGUUUAACAAAAACACACAACAGCCAUUGUCAUACAAGUUGGUAAGUCUCGUCACACAUUUGGGACCAUCCCAAAAUUGUGGCCAUUACACAGCCAUCGGGCAAGCUCCAAACAGUAAUUACUAUCAAUUUGAUGACAGUUGUGUUCGGUCUCUGCCAUUAUCUGCAGUGCUCGGCACUAAUGCCUAUAUUAUGUUCUUUGAAAAAGACAACUCAAUAGAAGACUUUAACGGACCUUCAACAUCAACCAAUUCCUUUUACGGAAGCCAAGCUUCGGAUAAUAUUCUGAAUAGAGAAAAAAGUCCACUUAAAUUGACCUUCUAUAAUAGAAAUGAUGAACGGAAACUAAUACCUACAAACAGUACAAACAAUAAUUCAAAACCCGAUGUCAAACCUAUAAUAUUAAAUUCAACACUAAGUCAAGCGACAGAUGCCAGCAGCUCAAACUCUGAGCCGUGGGUUGUCAAACAAAACGGUGAAGUGGAAAAGGUGACUGCGCCUAAAAUACUCAAUGGAAUUGAAAAAACUAAUUUCAAAGUUGACGAUAAAAAAAUCAGUUUCAUCUUAAAGAAGCCAGAAGAUGUUCCCAAGUCUAAACUCGUGAAGACUGAGCCAGAGAGUGCAUUUAUCGGUCCGAAGCUGCCGGAGAAAGUUUUAAAUAAAUUUGUAAGGCAAAAGUCACCGUUGGAGAAGUUAGAAGAGCAGAUGAAUAAAGGCAGUACAUCCGGUUAUGUUCAGAGGAAUGGUACUGGGUCAAAGUUAGUGCCGUACGAUUCAGAAUCCAGUAGUGAUGAAAGGAGUGAGAAGUUGACUGAUGAGAAGAAAAAAGAUGAAAGAAAACCUAAGCCUAGUAGAUGUCAGUCACCGCAGCACGUCAUAGUGACCACAAAAGGCAUGCAUCACGCUUGGACGGUGUCAAAUGAAAAUAGUGCACCCUUACUCAGUCCCAGCCUCAACGGAGACACCAACAAAAAACUUAAAGACAAAGAAGACCGAGUGGGUGAAACACAAGAGAGUCCUAACACCAGUGUUAGCAGUAUGUCUCCUCUCAGCGAGCGUGAGCCUUCGCCCCCGCGAGCUGCUCCGGCGCCCGCUGCCCCUCAGCACUCGGGCUCUGCCCUCGAGACGGCCAGGCAUUUGCAGGGCCUUUCCCACAGGGGCUAUGGGGCACCCGUUUCUUCCUGGAAUGGCACUCAUAGUCAUUUAUCGAGACAGGUAUUCGAAGAAAGGCGUGAUGAAAGAAAGCGGGCUCUCAACGCCUCGGACGAAAUGGAUUGCGGUCGUUCGAAAAAAGUGAAAAAGUUCCAUCACUACAACCGUUUCCAUAACAGGCACGAUUAUAAUCCAUUCCAGGAUAAACAAAACAAGAUGCAGUGGGGCCACAACUUCAAAUACCGCAGUGAGCGACGGCCCGGACAACACUACAACAAACAUCAUAACAAGUAUAAGAGAUUCAAUAGAUUCAGCAAUGGCGCCCAUUACAGACGCCAUUGACCCUGGUCGGUCAACAGUUUGACACUGUACAUAGUUGAAUGGACUUUAUGAGUAAGUUAAUUAAGUGCGAACUUACCGCUUGACAUAGUGAAAUUUAGUGACGUCAUAACUGCCUUGCGCAGCCUUAUUUUUUGUAAAAUACGCCGGAAAAGGUCUCAUAAACGUACUUUACGCCUCAAUGUUUUGUCACGUUCUCAUAUUUGAGGAUGAUAAAGACAAAAUAUUCGGUUUGAGGCCCAAAGUACGUUUAUACGCCUUAUUGUGAUUAAAUACGCCUCAUUAGUUAGUGGUUAAUGGUACAUCGUCAAAAGAUGCUCAUUUGUUGUCUUUGUGAGAGAGACAGCUAUAUUUUUAAGUGUUCGCUUGAGUUCAAUAGACAAUUGAUAAUGGUUAGUGUUGAAAGAUUUAGUCUCUUUUCGGCAUUACUUGAGAGAAAGAGAUGGAUUGUAAUCCUUGGUCUAUCUUGCCUUUACUAUAAACGAGACAAAAAAAAAUUGCAUGCAAACUAUUGUGAUUAAAAGAUAAAUAGUAUUUAAUAACGCUUUAAAUAAUAAAAUGCAUAUAUAAUGAUCAUGUAAUGUAUUCUUUGAUUUUUUUUCAUUUAAUGAGAACUGAUAUAAACGCGUUUAUUACAUUUACACUCGAAACCUCUAGUUAUGUAAUGAAUAGCUGUAAAAUCUUAUUAAAAUGUAUAGCUAAUAUUUUGUUUCGUUUGUUUGAACGUGAAGGUAAUUUCAUUUAAAAAAAAACAUUCGUUAACACAUAUUAACAACCACGUGAUCUUCUGUUUCUUUGCUUACUGACAGACAGACAGAUUGACAGACAUAAUUUUUACUAUUAUGAUGAAUAUUUUAUUCUACUUGUUUAACAAGUGUUAAGUAAUGUUUUUAAAGCUUCAGAAUUUGAGGCAACUCUACCGUCAUACGAUCGGAGGGUAUUUGAAAAUAUUUUUUCCGUAAAAUUCAGUUGGAAUAUAUAACUGUCAUUAAGUAAUGGAUUAGUUGUGUUUUUUAAGUUUAAGUUAGGUAAAAUAAGUUCUGUCUUAGUUUUGUAUAGAAGUAGGUUAACUAAUAUUUUUUGUAAAUAGUUUCUCAAGUAUUUUCUUUUACUUGGAUUUUUUAAUAAAACAAUCCGCCAAACUUCGUUAUCGCUGUGAAUAUAUAAUAAUAAUAUUAAAAUAGUUUUUAUAACAAUGAGUAUGAACUAAUUAAACUGAAAUAACUCAAUAAAUUUGAUCGAAUAAAACUUGGAAAGAAAAUAAUUAAAAAAUGUCCGAAAGGUGAUAAUGUAUAGUAAAAACAGCAUGCUUCAUUGUGAGUAAUAAUUCAUAAUAACGCAACAAUAUCUACGCAAUAUAUUGUUUCGUUAUAUAUAAGUACAUAUAAUUACCGAAUUCACGACCUUUUAUUAUUAUUACAAAAAAAUAUACAGAAAUGUCUUAAAUAUGUUGUUUUUUUAUUUAACUUCACACCAGUUAUGAAGUUUGGCGAAGCGCUUAAUAACAGUUGUCAUUUUUUUUAAAUUUAGAAUUGUCUAUUCUAAUCAAUUCUUUAUUCAAAUAAAGAGUUAACAACAAAAUGACAAUUUGCUAUUAGUUUAGAUUUGUUUUAUUUAUAAUCCAUGUAAAUGUCAUGUCGGAGCAUUUUUAAUUUUUGCAUUUUAAUUUAAGAAGACUUAAAACUGUUUUAAUACCAGAAGCAUAUACCUUGUUGCGGCUUUCAAUUGUAAGAGUUAUAUACCCAGUGCAGAUAUGUUGGAAAAGAAAUUAUUCUCUUUAGACUAAAGAGUUUAGUUUUCGUUAUCAAUAGAAUGACUAUUUUUUUGUAAGUGUGGAUUGAAUUGUAUAAGUAUUACAGUAUCAUGGGUUAUAAAAUGUAUAAUAGUUUAAUUUUUGACUUUUAAGUAUGGAUGUAUGUAUGUCCAUUAAAAUGCAUAAAGCAAUCUUACCUAA